AGGCAAUUUUUGUUGCGGAUGAACACUAAAUGAUUUUUUGUGUUUUGCUAUUCGAAAAUUUAUUUGGUAUUCAUCUGUUUCUUCCCAUACGAAUAACAGUUAAAAAAUCAUUUUAUUAAUAUCAUAGACAAUGGGUGUUUUCGAGAAAAAUGUCAACUGAUGUCAACUUUUACCAUUACUAUUUUCAUCUGGAGUAUGAGUUUCCGGUGCGAGUGUUCGUUCUUUUAGUGGGCAAACUCGGGGGGUAAACAUGACGAAACUACGCUUGCAAAAGCGUCUGGUAAAGGCAGUCUUGAAAUGUGGAAAGAAGAGAGUGUGGUUUGAUCCCACAGAAACUAAUGAUAUUGCCAAUGCCAACUCCCGGCAGAACAUCCGUAAGCUAGUGAAGGAUGGUUUGGUGGUGAAGAGGCCUAUCGCCGUCCACUCCCGCUCCCGGGUGCGCCGCUACCAGGAGGCCAAGGCCAAGGGGCGCCACAGCGGCUAUGGCAAGAGGAAGGGUACCGCCAAUGCCCGCAUGCCCCAGAAGGUUCUGUGGAUGAGGCGCAUGCGUGUGCUCCGUCGCAUGCUCAAGAGGUAUCGUGAGAGCAAGAAGAUCGACAGCCACAUGUACCAUGAGCUCUACCAGAAGGCCAAGGGUAACGUGUUCAAGAACAAGCGCACCCUGAUGGAGUACAUCCACAAGAAGAAGGCCGAGGUGUCGCGCGCCAAGAUGCUCCAGGACCAGGCGGACGCCAAGCGUAUCCGCGUCAAGGAGGCACGCAAGCGGCGCGAGGAGCGCAAGGCCCAGAAGAAGGUGGAGGUGAUUCAGGAGGAGGAGAAGGAGGCAGCGCCCGCGUCGGCACCCGCCAAGAAGUGAAGUGUCGUCUCGCGUUGCCCCUAAUAUUACAAUACAUACACACCACCCGAACGGGA
Molecule: messenger RNA, 912 nt
Organism: Amphibalanus amphitrite
Lineage: Eukaryota; Metazoa; Arthropoda; Thecostraca; Balanomorpha; Balanidae
Gene: RpL19
Product: 60S ribosomal protein L19-like
Exons: 5
Coding region: 251-856 (201 amino acids)
Biological process (GO): translation
Cellular component (GO): ribosome; cytosolic large ribosomal subunit
Molecular function (GO): RNA binding; structural constituent of ribosome
Source: RefSeq, a predicted model, not a curated record